Messenger RNA from Colletotrichum destructivum, 3068 nucleotides. RefSeq names its product Putative SGNH hydrolase superfamily. The transcript has 2 exons. Bases 967 to 2754 code for a protein of 595 amino acids. Lineage: Eukaryota; Fungi; Ascomycota; Sordariomycetes; Glomerellales; Glomerellaceae. The record is from RefSeq and is a predicted model, not a curated record.
AUCGGGUUGUGACUGCGUAAUACGGAUACCAAACAGUACAUUGGGAUGCGCCCAGAUCAUCCAAGGCUGGGCCACAUCCCGAGUUCCCUGGAAUCCCGGAGGCCGGAGGUGAAGAAGGAGGAGGAGGAUGUGGACAAUGAGGAGAUGCCCCUUAUUUCUCCAUCAUGGGCCGUCUUGACUCUUCCUGCAUGAGGGUCUGAGAGGUGCCAUCGAAAGACGGCUAGCUUGUGCCCGUUUCCCCUGCUUUUACAACAUAUGUUUAGGUCUUUGGCUCCUCUUCUCUGGUUUCCUUCUUCCUCACUGACCUAUUUUUUCUCUUUUGACUCUUUGACCUCUUUGUACCUGAUCAUCCCUUCGCCGUCCCAUUUUCCAUUAGCUUUCCCUCUUCUAGUUCUCACAAGGAGAAAAGAAACUUUUUGAGAUCAACGGCCACCCCGUCUCCAACUCACUACCACACCAAGCUUCACCCUUUUUUCCCCUACCUACGUAACCCAUCCCAGCCUGUCCCGUGUCGGAACCUCUUGGCAGCAAAAACAAGCAGUCGAGUGUCUUUCUGCACGUUGGCUGCCGGCUUGGCAAGGUGCACCAGCCAUACGGCCACACACGAUCAACUGCCUCUUUGGGAGCAACUCUCGAACUGUCCAUCACACGUACAAGACGAGACGGGUUGUAAGAGAGUGUAGCCCACACCACCAGACGACGUUUUGUUUACCCUGGUGGGGAAGCAAAGAAUAGGGAAAGAAAAACAAAACACAAACAUACCAAACCCAAAGAGAGCGCCACGCGUCGGUCGAGUUUUCACCGCCUCGACCCAAUAUCCGUAACAUCGUGGCGAACCAACAUCGUCAACUCAUACCGAAAAUCAUCGUCACAUUUGACGACGACGACCACCACCACCACCACCACAACGACGAUAGAAGCGGUGGUAUUGCCUACCCCUCUUCUUCGAGACACGCAUCACGCAGAAUGUCCAAGGAACUCCCGCGCCACGAGAGACGGUCAUCAUCGCCGGCGUCCUACACCAGCGGCACCAGCAGCAGCCCCCGGAAUCCCUUGGACCAGUGCGAGAUGAACUUCCGGACGCUGCUCGGCUUCGUCUCGACCCGCGUCCUGCGCGGCGGCCCGCGCCUCGUCAUCCAGCUCAUCCUCGCCGCCUUCGCGCUCCUCGUCCUCGGCAGGUUCUUGGCCUCGCCGACGUCGUCGGAUACCCUCUUCAGCUCCGGCUCGCGAUGGAGCUGGUCGCCCUUUGGCGGUAGCGCCGACGACACGACGAGCGCCGUUGGCACCGGCAGACCCGGCGGCGUGAGGGUCGUCGCUUUCGGAUCGCCCGACAUCGCGACGCCUUCGACAAGCAAGGGAACGGGUGGCAAGGGCUGGACUGAGAUGCUCUGUGAAGAGCUGCGAUGCUCAUCUCACCACUCCUUCAUCCCCUCCAUCAGCCUCCCCGCUCAGGCCAUGACCUCCAACGAGCACUACCGACACACCAUCGCCAAGGUCACCGCCGACAAUGAGCAGCCCAAGGCGCCGGGCUACAACUACGACUUCCUCCUCGAGCAGUUCCCCCUCUCCGACACCAUCGCCGACCUCAAGGCCCAGGUCGACGACUUUCUCGCCCAGCCCCAGCCCCGCGACCUGCCCCGCGAGACCGUCUGGGUCUUCACCUUUGGCACCUGGGACGUCUGGGCCCUCGCCUCGCUGCCGCGCGAGCUGGGCCAGGGCCUCGUCGACGCCGCCGUCGCCGCCCUGUUCGCACAGGUCGAGCGCGUCUACCAGGCCUCCCUCGACGCCGAGUCCGCCGCCUUCUCCGACUUCUGGGCCUACCAGGACGCCUCGCUCAUCGAGAAGCUCAACGCCGUGGAGGACGAGGGCCGGGGCGAGGUGGACCCGCGCGAGGUUGAGAACUUCCGCCUCAUCGUGCCCGAGCUGCUCGACGUUUCAUUGACGCCCGGGUGGCACGCCCGUCGCCCCGCGCCGCCGAGCCCGCACACCAAGGCCGAGCAGAUGACCAACGCGGCGCACCUCACGGCGAGAUGGAACUCCGAGGUCAAGGGCCGUAUGGACAUGUGGAUGAGCACGGCGGAUCCGCGAGCGGAGGACGGCGAGGAGAAGGGCAAGUUCGGCUACGUACCCGCGAGUGAGAACACCAACGCCGCCGCCGGCUCGCGCCUCAUUCGCACCCGCGCCGAGCAGGGUCUCAAACCCCCCGCCGAGGGCGAGGCGCUGAGCGUGCCGUUCCCGCGCCGCGUCGGCGCGCAGGUCGACGGCGCGACCUUCGUCCGCGAGGCCAUCGUCGAGCGGCAGAUGCGCGACCACGGGCUGACGGACCACAUGGGUCGCGGCAACCGGACCGACGGCGGCGGCGGCGGCGGCGGCGAGGAGGAGCAGCAGGGCGGCAGCGUCUUCUUCGCCGAGACGUGGACCCCGUGCAUCUGGGCCAGGACGUCCGAGACGCCCGACGUCGACGGCGCGUACGCCGCGUGCGACAGCCCCGGCGACUACCUCUUCCACUCGCCCUUCACGCUGGGCGAGCGUGCGGUCCGCGAGACGGCGAGGAUCGCGGCCGCCGAGACCCGGAGCAGGCUGGCGUUUGUGGAUCCUGCUUCGGCAGACGAGGCCGAGGCGCAGGAGACGGUGGCGGAGAAGAUGAAGAGACGCGAGCGCCGCGGCGAGACGAGGGGUUUUCAGCGCGUCAUGCGCCCAAACCGCGCGAUGCGGCUCGUCGACGCCGCGUGCCCGACCCUGGACGUCUGCUGAGGGUAUCGCAAAGAGUUCCUUGCAUCUUCUUGAGGGCAUUUUCGACUACGAAUAACAUCAGGCAUUGGGGAAACCGGGUGGUUUUUUCUUUUCUUUUAUUUUCUUUUGUUUCGUUUCUUUCUUCCAAACAUUUUCCUUCUCAUGGCAUCGGCGUUGGCGGGGAUUCUGGGACAUGAGGACAUAGCAUAGCACGCCAUUGACGCUCCCGACACGAAGGGGACGCACAGCACUUGGAGUUUGGCGUCGAACGGAUACCAGGGGGGCGGAUUCACGAACCUCCCUGAACAUUCAUAGCAAAUGAAAAGUUCAUUGAG